This is a messenger RNA of Choloepus didactylus (southern two-toed sloth), 1219 nucleotides long. Its product is annotated as NADH-cytochrome b5 reductase 2. The coding region runs from base 212 to 1129 and encodes 305 amino acids. Lineage: Eukaryota; Metazoa; Chordata; Mammalia; Pilosa; Megalonychidae. The transcript has 9 exons. The record is from RefSeq and is a predicted model, not a curated record. Gene Ontology annotation, molecular function: oxidoreductase activity; FAD binding. Gene Ontology annotation, cellular component: mitochondrion.
GCCGGCGGGAAGGCUGUCAGGAGCCCCGCUGCCCCGGCUCUGCGCCCCACGCGUCGGCCGGGUUCUGAGCACGCGUAUCCGGGUCUCGGCCUGGGCCGGAGUCUGCGAGGCUCUCCCGUCCGCCAGGCGGAGCUGCAGAGCGGCGUCCAGUAGUCGGCGGGCCCGCGGGGGAAACGCGCCCCGGCCGCCCCGCUAGGCUCAGCUCGAGAACAUGUUUGGCAUCUCGUUCCGGGACCCAUCCCUUCUCCUCGCCAUCACUGUCAUUGGGCUCACUGUGCUCCUGUUGGCUCUGAAGAACAUGAACUCAAAGAGAAGAACUCUUACCACCUUACAGAACCCUGAAACCAAAUACCCACUGCCCUUGAUUGAGAAAGAGCAAAUCAAUCACAACACCCGGAGGUUCCGCUUUGGACUGCCCUCGUCAGACCAUGUCUUAGGUCUCCCCGUAGGUAACUAUGUCCAUCUCUUGGCCAAAAUCAAUGAUGAUUUGGUGAUCAGGGCUUACACGCCAGUCUCCAGUGAUGAAGACCACGGCUUUGUGGACUUAAUUAUAAAGAUCUACUUCAAAAAUGUUCACCCCAAUUAUCCUGAAGGGGGUAAAAUGACUCAGUACCUGGAGAACAUGAAAAUAGGGGAGACCAUCCUUUUUCGAGGGCCAACUGGGCGCCUGUUCUAUUGUGGACCAGGGAAUCUUGCAGUCAGACCAGACAAAACAAGUGAGCCUGAAAAAAAACUGGUCCAUUACCUGGGGAUGAUUGCUGGGGGCACAGGGAUUACACCCAUGCUGCAGCUCAUACGCCACAUCACCAAGAACCCCAAUGACAAGACCAGACUGUCCCUCAUCUUUGCCAACCAGACAGAGCAGGAUAUCCUGGUGAGAAAGGAGCUUGAAGAAACUUCUAGAACUUACCCCAACCAGUUCAACCUGUGGUACACCCUGGACAGGCCUCCCGCUGGUUGGAAGUACAGCUCAGGCUUCAUUACUGCCGACAUGAUCAAGGAGCACCUGCCUCCUCCUGGGAAGUCCACGCUCAUCCUGGUGUGUGGUCCACCACCCCUGAUCCAGACAGCUGCUCACCCUAACCUGGAGAAACUGGGUUAUACCAAGGACAUGAUUUUUACCUACUAAUGACCCUCAUACUCUUAGCAAAUUUGACUGGUCCCUCUCACCUGUUUCAAAGUGAAUUCAAUUUUGCCAUGUUAAACUAGGAUGUUUUCA